GGAGAAGCUGGAAAGCGUUUGGGAGAAAAAAAUUUAAAAAUAAUAACUUUUUCAAAUAAGAUUUCAACAGGACUUUUAUUUCCCUCUACCUGGAUUUUACUGUCAAGGACCCUUCACUGUGUGUGUGAAAUCUUGUCAUCAUGUCCAUUCUUUCUACAGUUUUGAUUGCUUUGGGUAUCCUUUCACUAGCUUCUGCAGCAGUAGGGUCUGAAGCAAAUUCUCCCAUACCUAUAUCCUGUGCUACCCGCGGGGCUGACUUCACAGACGAGACAGCACUGGUGGAAUGCCCCUCGGACUGUCCUCUCUGGCAGUUCUCUGUGUUCGGGUCAGGAGUGUAUGCCUCAGUCUCCAGCAUUUGUGGAUCUGCUAUUCACAGAGGUGUGAUCAGCACAGCAGGUGGUCCAGUAAGAAUUCAGAAACUGUCUGGCCAGGAAAACUACCUCAGCUCCUAUGGAAAUGGCAUCAAAUCUCAGACUCUCUCCAGAUGGAUUUCAUCCUUCUCAGUGUCCAGUCCUCAGAGCAUCCCAAUGGAGGCCUCUGGUCAGCCAAAAGCAACUGCACUGCCAAAUUCAGCAAAGAAACCUGUUAAGAAAAGCUUGAAAAAAGCUAACAAUGGAAACAAAGACUGUAAAGUUGAUAUUGCGUUCCUGCUGGAUGGAAGCUACAACAUUGGACGACGCAGGUUCAACCUGCAGAAGAACUUCAUCAGCAAGCUAGCCCUGAUGCUGGGGAUAGGCUCUGAGGGACCACACUUAGGGAUUGUACAAGUCAGUGAAAACCCCAAAACCGAAUUCCACCUUAACAACUUCACGCACCCUAAAGAUGUUGUUUUUGCCAUUAAGGAGGUGGCUUUCAGAGGUGGAAACACAAAUACAGGGAAGGCUCUGCGCCACACUGCAGAGACGUUCUUUACCCCCGAGAACGGGGCUCGGAGGGGGUUGCCUCGUGUAGCUGUUAUGUUUGUGGAUGGCUGGCCCUCGGACGACAUAGAAGAGGCUGCCACAGUGGCCAGGGAGUCUGGCAUCAACGUGUUCCUUGUCUCUGUGGCAAAGCCGGCACUCGAGGAGCUGGGCAUGGUGCAAGACAGGGGGUUUGUGCAAAAGGCAGUUUGCAAAGACAAUGACUUGUUUUCUUACAAUAUGCCCAGCUGGUUCAGCACAAACAAGUUUGUGAAGCCUCUGGCACAGAGGCUGUGUGCUGAAGAGCAGAUGCUUUGCAGCAAGACCUGCUAUAACUCUGUCAACAUCGCCUUCCUGAUCGAUGGAUCCAGCAGUGUGGGGGACAGUAACUUUCGCCUGGUGCUUGACUUUAUUGCCAACAUUGUUGAUGCUUUCGAAAUCUCAGAUAUUGGGAGUAAAAUAGGGGCUGUCCAGUUUACAUACGACCAGAAAAAAGAGUUUGGAUUCCACGACUACACGACAAAAGAAGAUACUCUUGCCGCUGUCCGUGGUAUUCGCUACAUGAGUGGUGGGACAGCAACUGGGGAAGCCAUUUCAUACACAGUCGGUAACUUGUACAAUCCACUAAAAGGAGGAGGUGCCAACAGGAACUUCAUAGUUAUUAUUACUGACGGCCAGUCUUAUGAUGAAGUCCGAGGCCCUGCUGUUUCUGCACAGAAGGAAGGCAUUACUGUGUAUUCUGUUGGGGUGGCCUGGGCACCAAUGGAGGACCUCAAAGCUAUGGCCUCUGAACCCAAAGAGUUGCAUACCUUCUUCACCAGAGAGUUCACAGGAUUGCACCAGUUUGAGCAGCCCAUCAUUAAAGGCAUCUGCAGAGAUUUCACAGAGCCACACUAAGAACAAAGAAAAAAAAGGAGAUAUAGUUGCCUUAUUCAAAAGAGGAAACACCUGGAAGUGACACAAUGGCUUAGCUGGCUUGCAACACUAGCAUAAAUGCUUUGCCCAUGUAUGACGUGAAGUCUACCCUACAUAGCCUUACAUAAUUGAAUCAAAGCCCAAUAAUGCCUACACUGUAAAACGUACACCAAGCACUAAUUAUCUUUCCAUUUUAGUUCAAAACGGCACUAGUGUUGAAUGGAUACAGUAUAUAACUGUGUAAUGAAUCUCUUUGUGAGUUAUGAAGUUUGAAAUUAAAGCUAAACGCUUAUUGAUUGAAUGAAUCAAUCCUCUAUAAAACUUUUGAUAUGCACAGAAGAAAAAGUUAACUCCAAACUAAUAUAGAGAACUCUUCUUCCUUGUGGUAUGGUCAUUGUAUAAAUGGCACAGAAUGACUUGCAUGCUUGCUUUUGAUUUGGAAACAAAUUGGCUUGUGCUAUACCGAUUCAGUUGUACAAAAGGAAUUAUUGUAGAAAAUAUAAAGCAGACAUCAGAACCCGUAUAUAACCCUUUAUUACAAGACUGUUCACAAAAGGAUAAAGCAAGUAACUAUUUAAAUCUUUUUGCAUUGGUUUGUGGACUAUUACUGUUUGCAUGUCGACAUUCAUUAAACUUAUUCAGUAUUGUGUGAAAUAAAUGUAUUAUUUUCAACCUCUGUAGUGUUGUAUUUACAUGGAACAAUAAACAUUUAAAGCUAUCAUCUGAACUGGAUUUUUGUGUUUAAGAAUAACCAUACAAAAUCACAAAACUAAAUGCCAGCAACGGAUAACUACCGAAUACCAGAAGAGAAAAUAAGUUUUAAAAAAGGUAGAGAAAAGAAGAUUCGUCCAUGUAGCAUUGGAGGGCAGCAGGCACUAGCUAUGUUGAGACUAGAUCAUUGACUUCAAAAUAAUAUUUUCAUAGAAAUAUUCCAUUACAUAAUAUUGUUACGGGUAAACAAAAACGGCAUCUCGGUAAGCAGUGGAUUCUUUUAAUUAAAAAUAAUUUGUUGUACACAAAUAAAAGUAUCCAGUGAAAUAGCUCAGCACUCCACAUGCCAGUACCUUGAAAAAAAAAGCCGUUAAAACCUACAAUGAUACAAUUUACAUCACCUCCUUGUAACAACCUCCAUGUUAAGUUUGUUUUUCCAAGAAAUAUAUUUUCAGCCAAUCGGGCAUCAUUAAAACAUAAGCCUCCUGGAAUAUAGCUGUACCAGACUUUAUGCAGAUACCUGAAACUUGAUUGCUGAACAGUCCAUUAUGGCUUUGGACAAUGACAAUCAUGUAACUUGACCAAGAGAAUCAUAGAAUACAGUUAGGUACCACAUUUUAAUCAAUGACAUAAAAGCAACUUAUUUACAUCGUCCACAAGACAAAGAGUCAUAUGACUGCAAUAGGACAGAUUAUAGGAUUAUACAGUACUGUAUAACCAGGCAUUAGAAAUCUAUGGUGGAUGAGGUAUGGAUUUGUCAACCUAAUUCAUCUACACUAUAUUUAAGAAUAAUCUAAAAGCUUACGGCUGACAUCCUGUCUUGUAAAUGAUUAGGUACAUAUCGGAGAUCAAACUUAAAUAAUUCAAAGACAUUAUACAGGUACACCAUUUAAUAUUUAUUAUAGACAUUUUAUAUACAUUACUUUUCAACAGCUGUACUUUUGCUAUGUGGUACAGUCUUAAAAACUUGCCGAUUCAUAGUUUGUAAAACAAAAACCUUACAAAACUCAUCAAAACUCGCAAACUGAUCAGAAAUCUUUUUUUUGUGGAAGACUAGAAAAAAUACUUUAUUGUAUUAAUCAUGCAUUACACAAACAAAAAAAAAUCUGUUACACCAUAAACUUAUGCACAGUUCAAAAGAAUAAAAAUAAAAAUAAAUGCAGGGAAAGCUAAACCAAACACAGCAGAUUUCGAAUCGUGAUUAAAUUCCAUUGCAUUCUAUUUCAACCCUCCCAACAAAUACACUGCGUUUCUCUUAGGACUUCACCUUCCAGUUCCAUUGAGUCAGGCAAGCCCCUACUAUCUGACAUAAAAUAAACUUGGUCUGUACUUAAAAACAUCUGUUCAUACUAACUUUAUAGUUUUUGGAAUUCUGUUCUGUUUGCCAUAACCCUGUCUUAGACAAACAAGGCUUAUUAGGACUUAAUAAAACAAAACCAAACAAAAAAGGGUAUAAAGACCAACAGAAAACUGAAAUAAAUAACAGGACAAUAGCAUUAAAUUGUCUAACCCCUGAUAAAUAAACUUGUAAAUACAGUAAGAUGUACAAAAAUAUCACAUAGUGAUAGGAAGCUGCUAUUUAUUUUAAAAAAGAGUUCACUGCAAGUACUGAACUCUGUGUUCCAUUUAAACACAUUGUUUCUACAGUCUUCAAUAAUCUGAUAAGACAGUUUAAAGCAAUUGUUAAAAAUAGCAUCCGUAAGUAAGGACUAGCUGAGAUCCUCUCAGAAUGAAGGAGGACAGUGUGGUUACAUAGCAGUGGGUCAGUGAGAUCAAUAUAAGCAGGGCAUUGUAAAUAAAAACCUCUUUUUCUUUAUUUCUUUUUUUUUUUUU
This is a messenger RNA of Polyodon spathula (Mississippi paddlefish), 4358 nucleotides long. Its product is annotated as cochlin-like. The record is from RefSeq and is a predicted model, not a curated record. Bases 141 to 1796 code for a protein of 551 amino acids. Lineage: Eukaryota; Metazoa; Chordata; Actinopteri; Acipenseriformes; Polyodontidae. The transcript has 12 exons.